This is a messenger RNA of Seriola aureovittata, 432 nucleotides long. RefSeq names its product small integral membrane protein 36-like. Lineage: Eukaryota; Metazoa; Chordata; Actinopteri; Carangiformes; Carangidae. The coding region runs from base 130 to 432 and encodes 100 amino acids. The record is from RefSeq and is a predicted model, not a curated record. The transcript has a single exon.
GUGAGAAAACCCUGUUGCCACCCGGCUUGUUUAGUGUUUCUCCGUCGGCCGUCGAUACCUAUUACCUUCUCUUCCUCUGAGGUGCUUGUUCUCCGAGGCCUCAGGGCCGCCCAGCAUGAAGCAGGCACCAUGGGCUUUCUGGAAAACUACCAGGAGAUCGACCCUGUCACUUUGAACCUCUGCAUCCUCAUUGCCAGCUACGUUAUCUUGCUCCUGGUCUUCCUGAUAUCAUGUAUCAUGUACGACUGCCGGGGCAAAGAUCCAACUAAGGAGUACGCUCCGGACCCGCAGCCGACCCAGUCUCCCAUCAGGCUCGUGGUGAUGCAGAGCUCUCCAGCCCCAGUGGGACGGUGGGACACGGCCAACAUGAUCACAACCUACCACGAGCCAACGCACCCGGACUUCAGGGAGAAGAAGAGCACGAUGGUCUGA